AUGGGGCCUGGAGUGCUUGAUUCCCCGGCGAAGGCUCGAUCGCAAGCUUCACCCAGCAGUCAAGGAAUUGCAGAUUCAAUUGUCGCUGCAUGGAAUCCCGCCAACAAAGAGAAUCGACAGACGAAACAACAGCAACAGCAGCAACAGCAGCCUCUCCAACCUCGACAGCAGGACAACCAAUCUCGCAAUCAGUCCCUCCCACGCCGCGUUUGCACGGCAUGCCGUCGCCGGAAGGUUGGUUGCGACAAAAAACAGCCGUGUCACCACUGCGAGAAGUCUGGAACAGACUGUGUCUACCCGCCUGAAGGAAGUUCAGCAGCACGGCAGUUUCUCACAGAUAAUCAGCUGUGGGAGCAGCUUCAUCGUCUAGAGCCGAUGUUCAAGACCCUGGCAGAAUGCAUGCAGCAAGGCACCAUUCCACGAUCCUCCGACCCCUUCAUAGGAUCAAGCUCCCGCCCGGAUUCGAUACCGACACUGCCUCAAACGCAACUCCCAGAGGUCAACAACGAUCCCACAUCGCCUUCACCACCGACGCCUCCCAAUUCAAUCGGCUCAUCGAAAGGUGCAUGCAGGGACUUGGAGAAAGAACCGGCCGCAGUCGACUUCCACAGGCUUCAGGCGCAACAGGUCGCAAUCUCUCUCGGUCCGAAAUCUCCGGCGAGGAUUCUCGAUAUCGCGGCCGGUGACGCGUCGAAAUUUGAGAUUCCCAACAUUGAGUGCGACAGUGCUCAAGGUGAUUCGGUGAACUCCUGGUCUCCAUAUGGCACCUCGACAGGGAAGCUCGUCAGGGACGAUGGCCGCGAAAGAUACGUCAGCGGCACAUUUUGGGAAGCCCUGCACACCGAGAAUGACCUGGAUGACGGCGUGAUAAGCGAGGAUGAUUCGGAAUUCGAGGAGCAGACACCAUCGUCUCGGUCAGGACUUUUGCAGUAUUCCCUGAUAUCUACCAGCGGUACCCACGAAACCGACACUCGCUCCUUGCAUCCUCCACUCAAUCAGAGAUUGGAAGCAUGGCAGCUGUACAAUACCAAUGUACACCCUGUCGCUACUGUCUUGCAUAUACCUUCGGUUGAACCGAUCGUCCUCGAAGCCAUGCACAAUCCACAAAAUCUCUCUGCCCCCCUGGAAGCCCUGCUAUUCGUCAUAUAUGUUGGUGCAGUAAACAGCCUGUCAGACGAUGAAUGCGAAGCGCGUUUUGGAUCGGCUCAAUCUGAUCUAUUGGCACAAUUUCGGCGAGGAGCUGAUGCUGCCUUUGUCCGUGCGAGAUUGAUGGUCACGGAUGACAUGCUCACAAUACAAGCCUUUGUGGUCUAUCUCAUUGCAUUGCGCUGUAGAGACCCUACGUAUUCAUGGAGCAUGACGGGGCUGGCUGUCCGGCUUGCUCAAUCUCUAGGUAUGCAUCGAGAUGGAACGACAUUCGGCCUUCCUCCUUUUGAAGCUGAGAUGCGUCGGCGAUUGUGGUGGAGCAUCUGCAUUCUGGAUACACCGGCGUCCGAGGACUACUCUUGUUCCUCUGGUCUGCUGGAGUUAAGUAGCUUCGAUUCGAGGCCCCCAAUGAAUCUAAAUGAUGCGGACCUGUAUCCAGAUAUGACGGAAUACCCUUCCGAGUCAAAGCGAAUCACGACCAUGUCUUUCACUGCAGCACGCUGCUGGGCAUCAGACAUAUGGCGAACCAUAAUUGACACUCGAAGAGUUGACUCAACAACUGGAUUGAACUUUAUCUCAAUGACGAUAGCCGACAAGGAGGCGUGGGUUGAAAGACAGCGUGAGAACAUCGCCGGCAAGAUUUCUGAGAGUCAACCAUCUCAUGGUUCUCUACACUGCCUUACGACCUCCUUCGUGGGCACCAUUGUCGCAAAUCUUCGCCUCAUGGUCCUCAAUCCACUUUCUUCUGGUGUUUCCCUCACCGACGAGCAAAAGAGACGCGCCUUCCAAAACGCCAUCGAAUGUAUGGCACAUUCAUAUCGUCUGCGAACCGACCCACAAGUAGCACAGUGGUCAUGGCUUACAAAAUGUUACAAUGAGUGGCAUGCUUUUGCAGUUGUUCUUUCAGAAUUAUGCAAUCAGCCUUUGGGCAGGGAUGCCGAUAAGGCAUGGCGUGUUGUGGAGCAAAGUGCUGUUCUCCGGUGGGACUCGUCGACGAGGCAUAGUCGGGUACACCAGUGGCGCUCAGUGAUGAGAAGCAUUGACAAAGCUAGACGACGCAGAAAGAAGGAGUUGGGCCGGCGGAAGUCAUCCUUAUCAGAUCGGCGUUCAUCUUCAGCCUCCUCUGCUGCGAAACGUCCGACAUUUGGAGGGCGAUAUCCAUCGAAGGGCAUAAUGAGACCAAAUGCAAGCACUAACCUUGUCCAAAGCGAUAACAGUCAGAUGGGUGCAGUCCCUUUGCCUCGUAGCGCUGAGCGAGAAUUGGAUGCGGCGAUGUAUAAUGCAGACGAGAUGAUAGGACCUCUGAUGGAGAUGGACGAUAUGUGCGAUUUCACUAACGAAGACGGCCAAUUGUAUUUUAGCCAUACUUAG
Messenger RNA from Colletotrichum godetiae, 2517 nucleotides. RefSeq names its product fungal-specific transcription factor domain-containing protein. NCBI's taxonomy places the organism in Eukaryota, Fungi, Ascomycota, Sordariomycetes, Glomerellales, Glomerellaceae. The record is from RefSeq and is a predicted model, not a curated record. The transcript is spliced from 4 exons. Gene Ontology annotation, biological process: regulation of DNA-templated transcription; DNA-templated transcription. Bases 1 to 2517 code for a protein of 838 amino acids. Gene Ontology annotation, molecular function: zinc ion binding; DNA-binding transcription factor activity, RNA polymerase II-specific; DNA binding.